AUGUCAAAGCAACUUAAUUUCUUUAAGAAGGUGGUGCAGGAUGGCUUGGAAAAUAAUGAUUUUUUGACAUUAUGGGAACUUCUGGAGUCCUGGACUUCUCAAAAUGAUUGGAUGGCAAUAUUCUUUAUAAUUUUGCUAGGAAUUAUCUUUGAGAUCAUACUCCUAAAGAUUUGUACAUACCUGCAGAAGAACCCUGCCCUUCCAGAGAAGAGUGGUUCAAAUGCAAAGGUAAUAGGUCAACUUACUCAUCUUCAGAAGAAAGGUGAUGACCGAAGCCAUCAGAGGGGUGGUGGGGAUGGCUUCACGAAGAGGGCUGUGGUGGAGCUCGAUUUUAAAGAACAAGUGAAAAAUGAGCCAGAAAAAGAGCGGGUCGGGGGGAUAGGAAGGCGUUCCAGGACAGAAGCAGGCACGAGGAAUAAGAGGCGGUGGCACAUGUGCAUCGAAGUGCGCAUUGGUGAGUUUUCAGAAGGAAUAGUUACUUCAUCAUUUACAUCUGAUGAAAAUGAAGGUCACUUUGAAGAUAGAGCUUCAUCAGCAAAUGAAAUAAUAUGGGCAGGUACCAGUGAAAGUAACUAUCAAGUAAGUUACUUUAUUGAAAGUCAGAUGUCAUCUUCAGAUGGGACUAGGUCGUCUUUGUCACUGUUUCAUUCAGAAGUAAAGAAAAUUUUUCUAAGCCAUAGAGGGUAUCCAGAAAAUGAACAUGAAACAAUGCAAUUUUCAUCAAAGAAAUUAUUUUCAGUAAUGAAAAACAAAAAUAAAAAUGUAAUGUUUUCUUCUGAGUUUAACUCUUCGAGAACUUCUGGAGUCACUACAGAAAGUGAAGAUCUAGAUGUGACACCAUGCCCUCCUGCCCACUUAUUUCUUUCUAGAGACCAAGUCAGACUUCUGGAAGAAAAUGUGAGAAGUCAAAUUCUUUUAAAAUCCAAAGCUACAUUAGAGAGUAAAACUACCCGUCUGUACUCAAGCCCUCAAGAGUUCUUGAUUGAGGAUCAACAUUCUAUUAAAAUGGGUAUUUCUGCCCAAGCACAAGAUUGUUUUCCAAGACAAAAUGCUAUUCAGAAUCAAGGUUUUUACAAAGCCCAAUUUACUAGUCAAGCCCAACAAUUUGUUAACAACCAAGACUCAAUCAACAGCCAGCCUGAUAUCAAGGUCAGACACUUUGCUCUGCCUCAAGAACUGAUGAGGACACCAUUUUCCAGCAAUACACAGGAUGCCUUCCAGACCCAAGAGACGGACAGGCACCGACAUUUGGCCAAAGUCCCACAUUCUGUUCAGACUCAAGAUUCAGUCAAGGGCCUAGAGUCAAAUAAAAAACAGUUCAAUGAGGCCCAAUAUUCUGUUCGGUUUGAAGAUUCAAACAGGAUUAAAUAUGCAAUCCAGAGGCGAAAUACUAUUUUUAAGAAUGCCAGAUGCCUAGUUUUAACUCUCAGUCCACAUUCAAUGGCUAAAUUGAUGCCACAGCGAAAAAGGGUCAAGCCAAAGGGCCAGAAGCAAGUCGCUUGGAAAUGUAAGCAGCACACUGUAGGCGGCUCAGUGCCUCUUUCGCCUACAAUUAAAAGGCAGAAAAAAAGAAGAAAAGCAUUACACAGUGAAAGGAAAUCAAGCCCCAAAAUUACAUCUGAAAAGUCAGAGAAAACACCAACUUCACAGGUAUUUCAAAUCAAAGAAUGUUACACUUCAAGGCAUAGCAAGUCCAAAUGCAAGUACAACACCAAGAGGAGAGAAUUGCAUCAAAGGAGAGGUUUGUCAGAUACAGCUUUGCAUCUUACGGAUGCUCCCAAGCAUGUUCCUCCUUAUAUUAAGAAGUAUUCCAGAAAAAAACGAGUGACAAUCAUGACAGGUUUAACAGGUUGUAGACCUUUUCUACUGAUGCAAAGUAAAUCACCAGAUGCAGAGAAAGUCAAUUACACAGGGUCUACUAAGAAAAGAGGCCCCUCAGGCAGGACUAAAAAUUUAAAGCUGUGUGAAAGAGACAAUGAAGGACUAAAAAACGUUUCACAAACAACUCUACCUCAGCCAGGACAGUGUUUCACUAUCAAUACUUGUCAACUAAAAACACCUUGUUCGUCAUUAAUAGAAACGAACUGGAAGAAUCAAGAGUCUCUUAAGGACUCAAUUGCACGAGCCAGAGAAACUGAUAUUGCAGAGUUUCAUGGCCCGAAUAGUAAAAAAAGGCUUGAUCUGUAUAUUCGAAAACAUGAGACACCUUUGGAAGAAGCCAUUUCAGAACCUUUGCAGCAAUCUGUUUCCUCUCCCCAAAUGGAAUGGAAAGGAAGAAUGAGAACGUGGGAGGCCCUGAAAUGUACAGAGCAUUGGCAUCUUCCACGUUCAAAUGGAGAGAAUUUACCAAUGACUACACCGGAAAUGCCAAGGUGCUUUCCAAAGGUCUGUAGACAAAAGCAGAAAGAUUUUCCGGAAGUUGUUCUGAAGUCUUCAGAAGGCAAUUUGCACAUUUCACAAGGAACCCAAAAGCAUGAAAGCACUGAACAAUUCGCAGGUGUUGAAAAUCAAGAGAGAAUAGAAGAUGUAAUUGUGAAGGGAAAGAAACCAUUAACACUUACCAUUACAGAAUGUGGUGCCCUCAGUGCGAGUGAGGAACUGGAAUGUAACACUAGCAGCAACACGAAAAAUGUUCAAGAUAAAAGAACGUCCGAUGCAUUUCCCGACACCGCUACCACUCCCCUUUCUGCACCUCCUGAUAGGGAAGUGCGGAGCGGAUUAAAAGUUAGAGCAGAUACAUCGAGAAUAGGGCUUUAUCAUCCACUGGGAAAGCAAGAGAAAUCACCAGAAGAAAAGAAAAUAUGGAACGCAGAACACCUUGAAAAGAGGUGUAUAUUUAAAAAGCCACAAGAUUGUGACAGAGAGGAAGAGGAAGAAACUUCACAAGAAGCAUUUCCACAGCUGACACAGGAUUUCAGGUUCAGCCUACAACUAAAGCAAACGUUCAAAUAUGACAAAUUUGAAAUCGAAAAGAGCAGUUUAGGAAGUAGAAAAACUCAAAAUGAAGAGCAAGAGGCACAAUCACACAUUCUUUCUACAGAAACAAAUUUAGGGACUAGUCCAUGCCCCACGGUGGGUCCAUUUCAAGUUGAGAAGAUGAAGCAAAGCACAGAUGGACCUACGGACAGAGAAACUGAAGAUCCCCAGAAUCCUCUUCGAGUAUCGGAGAACUUACCAGGUUCUAUAGUCGCCCAGGGGUCUUUCACUGUCCACAUACUUCCUGUGUCAUAUUUUAAAAGGCAGGAAGUCAGAAAUCAAUUACCACGAACAAAAAGGGCACUCAGUUCCAGACGUGUUAACAUGAAAGUAAGAAAACCAGUAACUUUACUCAUGCCUUAUAUUUAUGGACGUGGAAAUCCAAGUCAUAGAAAAAUAUUGAGAGGCUGUUUUAAAAUCAUAAUUAAACAGAUGAUGCAAGGUAAUACUGUGGCGGAUGUGCUCCUGAAUGCUUUUUACCCUCACGUGACUGUUCUGCCUUGUAUUAGAGUGCCCAGCAUAUUAAAUGCAGAGAAUCACAGACAUAUUAAGCCAAAACAAGAAAAAUCACAAGUUGCAAGGGAAGAAAAGUGUUCAGAUUCCAUUACUAAUGGCAGUAACUAUGGAAACACAAUGGAAGCUCAAUUGCAAGAUGAAGUGGGAGGGGACAAAGCAGCUCAAGCACAAGGUGUCCUUUCCGAGAGCUGGGACCCCAGACAGGGUGCACAUCCAGAGAAGGGGCUGAAAACAGAAGAAGAAAUGCAUCAGCCAGUCAUACCUGCAGAAAUCAUUAUGGAGCCUAUUCAUUCCCCCUUCAUGGCUUCGUCUCAUGCUGAGAAUAUGAAGGAGAAGCUACCACCACGAACAGUUUUAAAAUGCACUGCAGAUUCUGAGUCGCCGCCUCUGACACCAGAAAAACCACUGACUGGAGACCCUUCAAGCCAAACAAGAGAACGUGAUGCAAGGGAGAGGCGUCACUGUCUUGUAGAAACAAAAAAUUUACCAGCCACUUUCUCAGAGACUUUCAAUUGCCACACACCCGUUGUAACUCCUCUGAAAGAGAGGAGAAACAGAGUAAGAUGCUCACGAGGAGACUGUACAGUGCAGCCCAGGUCUGGACAUAUGAAGGCAAUAAAACCGUCAACUUCACAAAUAUUUAAAAUGGCAGGUCAUAGAAAUAAACUGGACUCCAACUUUAAGACCAAGUUGGAAAAGAUCAGCCAAGCUAGUGGACUGGUAUAUGAGUUCCUAAAUGCCCUUUACUCUGCCACGCACAGCGGAUCACAAGGAGAGACGACUGGCUUCUGUCAGGCUCAGGUAGAGCAGGGGGAACGAGCAGGUGAAGGGAGGCGGCCCUGUGUGGAUUUCUUUGGCAGGAGGGGUGCAUUCUGCGACAAAGGGCAAGAUGCAGAGGCAGUGGAGCAGAAGACUUUGCUAGAAGCAGCUCCGCAGUGUACCCAGCACCUUUGGCCUGAUGGGUGUCAAGCAAAGGAGACCCAGCUUGGUACACCAGACCCAGCCCUGGACCGUGAUGUCCCAUCAGAUGCAGACCCUCAGAAGGAACAGGCUGGUGGUGGUGCUCAGCAGGAGGAGCCAGGGGCUUCUGGUUUCUGUGUGCCUGCUUUAUGUACAUUAAAAAAGAAGAGACACAUCAAACAAUAUUCACAUAUAAAAUAUAGAAUCUUAAAAGCAAAGAAACCAUCAAUUUCAUACAUGCUGAAUAUCAAGGGUGGUGCCAACCCAAACCUUAGAAAAGAAUUGGGAUGCAACCCCACAGCCAAAAUGAGAGGGGUGGGUCAAGGUGAAAAAGUGGCAGAUAAAAUGCACUCCUUCAAGACUAUCACGCCUGACAUUAAUAUGUACAGCAAGACAGAAAGAGAAAAAGACACAUUAGGAGAAAAAAGACUACGCUCCAAACCAGUAAAGCAAGUGAUACCAUCCCAUGAGGGGAGUAUUAGUUCAGGUCACACCAAGGAGAGCAGCCUUCAAGGUAAAGAGGAAGAAGAAAGUGAAUGGGAGACAGUAAAAGUAAUUCCUCCGCACAGCCAACAUUUCCUACCCUGUUCAGGCCGGAGGGAGGAGCUUGACCUUCACAAAUCAGAAAGCCCAGGAAGUGGGGAAAUUCUGUUUCUAACAAAGCAAGACUUCCCCCCACAAAUGCGGCCUGCAGAUCCAGCGCAGGUGGAGAGGCCGAAGAAAAGCCACCAGACACAAAUAUACACAGCAAGUUCAAAGCUCCCUCUUCUCAAGUCAAAGGAAUCACUGAUGGGUCAAGUUUUGACUGACACAGUGAAACAUGUCCCAUGUGAUGGGAGUCAGAUGUGGGAACUGGACAGUCACGGUAUCAAAGUACACAGCACACCAAAACCAAGAGUGAAAAUACACAACCAUACCUAUUUCAGGGAUAGGGAAGCAUGGAAGGCCAGUGUGACCGAUACACAAAACAGAUACAGCAAUACCAUGAGAAUGUAUGUGCAACAUGAAAAGGAAGAGGAAAAUAUCCAAAAAACGUUGCCAGAGUCAGUCCCUCAUUAUAGCCAGAACUUCAGUUUCAGUGCCCAUCGUAUGAAAAACCUUGGCCAUUGCAAAUCAGAAUCUAAACUGAAGAGCUCAGCAGUGAGAAGGACUUGCAAUGCGCCUUGUACAGUGGAAAAGACGAGGCAAGAAAAGCACAUUAGAGAAACUAUUUGGGAGACUGUUUCUAGACAGGUAAUGAAUUUACUUCAAGUCGAAACAGUGAAAAAUAAUACUCAUACUCAAAAAGGAAUAAAAUGGAUGGUAGGUCUAAAGACUCCAUCUCCAAAAGCAGGGAAAUCAGAGACUGGUUCAAUGCAAUGUGAUACUCUCUGGGAUAGAAAUCCUGGGAGAAAAUCAGAGAGUCCUAUUUCUGAGCAAAAAGCAUGGAAUGAAAGUGACUUAGCAAGAACAGUCUUAAAACCUUUAGCUUUUUCCAGCCUUGAUUCAUUUGCGCCCCAAAGCCAGAGCUACACAGAGUUUGUCGGCAAGGAAAGUAUGCGCCCCAAGCAUGCAACUUUGAAGGAAAAGAAACUACUAAUUUCCCAGUUGCUUAAUGGCAAAAGAAGUCUUACAGGAAGCCCUGAAAAGAAAUGUAAGCGGUGCAAAUUCAAGCAGAGGACAAAAGAGAGGCGAUGGGAAGAGAGUGUGGCAGAGGCAUUCAUCUGUGCCGCCAAGGGAGUUGGGAUUCCACUACCCAUAUUGAUGAGUGAAACACACCCAUUCAGUACAGUAGCAAGGGGCGUUCUAUGUAACAGAACACAUCACAAAGAUCUGAAUGGUCUUAUUACAGAGGAAAAGGCAGGGCUAGAGGAAAUCUUGGCCGCCACUUACGUAGGGUCUCUAGAUUUCUUCAUGCCUGUUGUAUCUGACUCCGAAAGCCAGAUAAACACAGUGCACUUAUCAGAAAAGAAAAUCAUACUGAAUCCCCAACAUUUAACUCUGAAGAAAAAGGAGCCACCGGUUUCACAGAUACCCAAACUCAAUCGGCAGCUUACCAUAAGACAAAGGGGAGAGCUUGGAUCCCAUUUCAAAACCAAAAUGAAAGGGUUAAAGCAAGGAAAACAUGUAGCCGAUACAUUUCCAAAGACCAUUUCCUCCCCAUGGGAUGCCACUGACAUUGAAAGCAGAUUCAAAACAGAGACGGACAGAGUAUCAAGGUCCCGUCACGUACAACCCCCACAGAUGGGGUUGCCAGCUGAGGGGCCGGUGAGUGGACAGUCCCUUAGUGCCCCAGGUCAUGCUGCUUUCAGCAUGAAUGAGGAACAGGAAGAGAAGAGAGACGGAGAGAGAGAGAAAACUGUACUAAAUGCAGACCUACAGUCUAUACACACCUCCAUGCUUGUUCCACCACACACAAGGAUGGAUCGGUCACCUGGUACCUGGGGUAACCAUGAAGAAUCUUCUGAAAAGAGAAACAUCCUAAAUAAAGUAAAAGUCAUGGAGAAACAAAAAUAUGAACAGCAUGGUUUGUUUAGAACAGCUCCACGGUAUACCCAGGCAUCUGAGUUUGGAGCAUGUCGAAUGAGGGAGUCAGGUCCUGCAGAAUCACAAGCACCCUUAAUCAAUACAGUGUGCCCCACGGACACCACUCCUCAGAAAACGGACAUCGAUUUAAUAGAUCAAGAAACAAACAUAGAAGUUGUAGAACAUCUUAGUCCGGAGUGUGUUUCUUUCUCUAAGAUACAUCUACUUGAGAUUGAAAAGCAGCAGGAAGAAUUUAAAACUGCAAACUGGGAAACAGUAGCAAAUCCCAAGAACCUCGCGCUGCACGACAAACAUCCAGAACCAUGUGUCUCAGGAACUCUCUGGAGUGCGCCUUAUGCCCACACGCCUGUGUAUCCUAAAACCAUCAAACAUAAAGCUAAGGCAGAAACAGCUGAUGUGAAAAACACUAUGCAUACCAAACAGGUAAAAUUGGAGGCCCAGGAACUACCUGCAUCCCACCUGUUUAAAACUACAGGGUAUGGAACCAGAAGGAAUACAAAGAAACUGAGAAGUAACAUCAAGAGCCGGAAGGAGGAGUUCAAGGAAGGAAAAACUGCAGCAGAUUUAGCUCUGAACACUGUUUGUGAGUCUAGAUGUACUCGGUCUCCAGUUAAAGAGUUUAUGGAAAUAAAAAGGGAGAAAGACAAGCCAAGAGAGCGCAUCUGCAUUCCUGCACAGGUAAAGCUGGAGAAAUCAUUAAACAGAAGAAAUAGGCCACCUUUACAGUUCAGUAAUAAGAGUGCUACAUCAAGAAAUCCUAAAAAGCUGAAACAGUGUGUUAGAGAGCAAAAAGAAAAACGCCAGAUUGUCUUACAAGACAUUGUCCUACAAUGUAGAGAUCAGGUAGUGAUUAGCCAACCAGUGAAGGAGGAAGACAACCACAUCAAAUUAGUAGUAAAUUUGGAAAGAGAAGCAUAUCCUGAUCUAUUUCCAUGGAAGAGGAGAACCAGUUACAGCAGGUUGGACAACCCAAGAAUCAGAAUACUUACAGACUGUAAAUCCCUUAUUGCACAAAGAGUACAGGAAGGAGAUGCAGACAUUGUUCCACAGGGAAGAGAAGAAUCAGAGAAAACUGCUAUUUCAUUACAUGCAAAAGAACAGAAUAUGUUUCUUGCAGAGUUGGAUGCUUCUCAACAGAAGACUUGUGAAGAGCAAGAAUUGCUGAAACGAGAAAGUAUUUCAAUGACAAAUCAAGGGUCAAUUUCCUAUCUCAAGACGAUACCACCUCAUCUUGAAAACGUUGUAAAGGUAGCUGAGGAAGAUAUGUACAUUAAUAGAGAAAACAUUCCACAGCUACUGAGAAGGGAAAAAUUAAAAACUGAUAUUUUACAAGGUUCCAAAGGACAGAAAUAUCUUUAUACAAAUCUAGAGAUCCAGCAAAAUAUGUCAGCAGUGCGUAAAGGAGAGGUGAAACCAAAUCACAUUCCUGAGCGCAUUCUGGAUUCUACAUCUUGUCUCAGGAGGGGACCUCUUCAUGCACAAGAGGCAGUAAAUACAAGAAAGAAAGAAAACAUUAGCAUCCCUGUAAGUUUAAAUGUAAAUUGUUGGGGGAAAAAGGAAUCAAAAUUAACUGAUAAUCAGUUAAAAGCAAAUGGACAGAAAGUGAACCUUUCAAAAAAACUGAGGGCAAAACAGGUACAUAGUUCUAACCAGAAUGAAGAAACUAUUCUGGGAGUCAUUUCCUCUUGCAUAUUACAUCAUCUCAACAUUGAACAGCUAAAGAAGGAAGGCUCAGCACAAGGAAUGAGUUCUAAAUUUUUGAGUCAAAUGGUGGAGAAAGCAUCAAACAAAGCAGAUUUUCCAGGAGACCCACCUCCAUGCUCCAUGAGAGUUAAUUUGCAUACUAGUGGAAGAAAAAAGUACCAGAAAGAAAGUACAGGCAAGGGUCUUCCAACAUCUGUUUCUCGUUCUCCAAUGGCUGUACUGAAGAUUACAUUGCCGUGCGUAGGGAAAUCACAAAAGGCAGCAGAGAGGCCAAAGUACCACACUGCAAAUACGGAAGGAAGUGGCUUGCCUACUGAAGGAAAAACAGAGCGACUGGAAUGUAUACCCCAGAUUCUUCCAAACCCUAAUUCUAACCCUUUGAGGGAUAGAUUUCAAAAUAAGAUGCCAAGUAGAAAGAAGUCAUCAGAGGAAGCAGUGAGCACUGCGGAGUGCACUCCACACGCAGAAGGAAUUGGCUCGCUUUUGACAGGAAAGGAAGAACAGCAAGGUGCAUCUCACUCCAAAACAGGUCUACGUGAAAUGAAUACCCCAGGGCAACAAGUGAAAUUAGACACAAAUGUGAUGCACUGUGAAUACUCAACUCCACAGGCUGCAGAACCAUUAAAAGGAAUGGAUGUCAUAGCUGAAUAUACUCAAAAAAGUAAAACAAGACAAAACUUACUCAGUAUGGAACAAAACAAGCAACACCUAUUGAAUCCUCACAAGAAUUUUCUGGAGCAUAUGUUUUACUCCCCAAAUGACCCCCAGCUCCUACAACAUGUCACACCUCAGACGAAGAAAGCAUUGCCAGAAGUAGGGAGUAUCUCAAGCAGGACAAAAGGCCUAGACUUGUUUCCUAAAGAUCAACCAAAUACUGUAAGUGAGGAUGGACCAGAGUGGACUGUGCCCUCAAUUCCUCUGAGGCAAAAGAAAAACCAAAAUACAAUGUUGCCUUUAGGAUCUUACAGUAAAACUAUAAAACAUCUGACUGCUUCAUUUCCAGAAGGAAGUACAUCAUCAAACGAGGCACGGGUAAUUCGUUUGCUGUCAAACAGUAGCUCCCACAAGCUCAGAGUCAGAAGGAAGGUGGGAGGUACGGCAUAUCAAAGGGUACAGGCCAUGUGUCUGCCUGGAAUAUUUUUACAUUCUGUUUCUACCUACAUGCCUAUUUUGCCUGGAACUAAAAGACAGGAGGAUAGCAUAAAACAAGGAGUUACGAAAGGCAUCACGUACCCCCUAAGAACUCUGAAGUUGAAGGAAUCAGUAUUUUCAAAUGCACUCAAUAGCAUGGACUAUGUCAUCCCAAGCAGCAGACCAGUACCACAGUGGGACAUAAAUGAGAAGAUGGUAAAUGUGAAACAUAGGAAGGGUCAACCAGAUACGGUCGUGACAAAUCCAUUUGAGUUCAUCUCUCCUUUACCUCACCUCAAACUGAGUAAAGAGAUAACUGAUGGGAUUAUCUCAAACAAUGUAAAAACAAUAAAACAAUGUAUGUCACAGAGAAAGGAGGAUAGAAUAAAAGAAGGCAGUAGGAGAGAAAUAAUGAAUCCCAAUGUUAUUUUGAAGGCAAAGAAGCCAUCAGUGUCUCGUGUACUCAAUAGAAUGGAAUUGCCCGUGCUGCUGAACACUUUAAAACAAGAGUGUAAGGCACAGACAGGUAAAGGUGAAUCAGGUGGGGAACUGACAAACUUCUGCACUUUCUUACCACCUCUAUCACAUCCUAACUUGGAUUUAAGAAUAAAAGUAGGAAAAGGUAAGUCUGGAAUACCAAGGAGCUGCCUUCUACCCCCAAAGCUCCAAGCAUCCACAAACAUCAGGAAAACAUCAUCUGCAGAGUCAAUGAAUAGAGACAGCUUAAGCAGUGUAAUAGGAUCAAAACAAUAUUUGCCGCAGAAAAAAAGGGAAGUUAGAGGACAUACAGUAAAUGUGAAGGACAAAAUGGAUCUCCAACAUAUCAGUCCUAAAGGAAAGAAAACAUCUAUUAAACCCACACUGCUUGGAAAAGAAUCACAGUGGAACAAUAAAGAACGAGAGAAAAGGAUGCAGAAAGAGAAAAGUGAUGUAGGAAUAGUGCAGAGGAAGUCCCAUGCUGCCAUUCCUCCUUCACCUCACGUGGAAGGGGGUCCUGGGGUAGAAGAGGAGAUACACAUACAAGGAAUAACGGGAUUCUGUCUUCCGUCAUUAACACUCCGGGAAUUAGCAGAUGAAAUGGGAACAGGGAAGGAGCCAACUGAUGAUAUUUUAAGCAGUAUUAGAAAGGCAAAACAUCUGCCACAGCAAGAUGGAGACAGAGUGCCAAUGGCCUUGGAAGAAAUGAGGCGUCCCCAAAGAAGAGCUGCUUCGAAGGCUGGGCGGCCUGUAACUGCACAGGGAUUACAGCUGAACGUCAGAGACAGAAACAACCAGGCGCAGGAAGAUGAGCGAGUCGUGAUUCAGAGCAAAUCUUGUGCUUCCAUCUCUUUGCCCCCUUACUCUGAAGUGGAGACAAGAAGAAAAGGAGAAGCCAUGCUCAUAAAAACCAGGUCCUCUUUCCUACAACUGGAACUCCACGAGUCAUCAGAUACAGGAAAAAAAGCGUCUAAGAAGCCUAUUUACUAUGAUAUGUCAAAUAGUGUGAAAAAAGCCAAAGAACAUAUAAUGCAGGACAAAGAGGAGAGAGUAAAAAUGGCAAAAGUCACACCUUUGAAGAAAAAAGAAUCACCAAUUUUAUGGGAAAUCCAGUUGGACAGCAAAGAGCAAGAGAAAAAGAUCCAAAAAUUUAAAGGUGAACCGAGUAUGGUUCCGACCAAUACCAACACUUGCAUGCCAGCUCCUUCUCAUUUAAAAUGGGAAAGAGGAAUAAAGAAAACAGACCAUGUAACUAAAAUAACAAGAGACUCUCUUCCAGAGCUAUCACCCCAGCGAUCAGACUCAGUGAAAAAAACAAACAAAAAGUGCACUGAGGGGGGCGGCACAGGUGACACACAGGAAGCAGGGGAGGACGUGCCACAGGGAGAGGAGGCUGAUGGCAAGACAGCCGCCGGGAGAGCAGCGCUGCACCCAAGAGAUAAAGAUGUGAAAGGAAAGAACAUGCUCCCACAGGCCACCCCGCUGAAUCCAAAAGAGGGGGGGACAGGAGGCCCAGAAGGUGACCGUCAGGGGGAAAUGGACCCAAAGGGUAAGGGACAGGGGACAGAGGAUGGAGAAGGCAGAGGUGAGUGGGAAGCAGUUCUGCCCACAGAGCGGCCUUCUGAAUUUUCUCUAGCUCAUCAUGAAUCAGAAACAGAAGGGAAAGAAGAUACGCUAAAAGGAACAGGACCUGCUACUUCACAGCCAUGGCUCCAGACAUCAGUGGAUGCAGGGCAACUAGCAGAGCCCCAGGCAGUUAGGGAUGACAUGAAAGCCAUACAGAAGGACAAACCACAGGAAGAAGAAGAGAGAGGAAACACGGCACAUAUGAAAUGGGUCCCACACCCCAGAGGCACAGCUUCCAAGGCAGAGACAUCACCACCUCCUCCUGUGUCCAGUGUUGCCGAGCCCAGGGCUCUGAGCAAGAAAAAGGAAGCACAAUGGAGCUCUAAGGAGAAAGAACAGAAACAGGGAAGAACAGGAGAGCCGGACGUGGGUCUGACAAAAACUCCUUCCGCACCUUCUCCGUCUCACGACAGAGUGGAUACAGGGACCCAAGGAGACACAGACUUGCUUGCAGUCUUUUCUCCUUCACAGUUACAGCCCCCUAAGUCUGCAGGUGCAGGGAAGCUCAGAUAUGCAGAAUCCAAUGGAAAUACUAGCCCGUGUAAUAGAAUCCUAAAAGCUAAUCCGUGUGCUAUUUCAGAAGAUAACAGGCGGAGGCUCCAUACAAGACAUCAAAAGAUGUCUCUAGAAGGCACUGACACUAUAAAACUUAAUUCAAAACACAAAUCCCCAGAAGAUUCGUCUCCUACCCGCCGUAUGGAGACACUGACUGUUAAUGUUUUGAGUGGCAAAAAGAAGCCCAUUACGAAGUUACAGGAUACAGGGGUAAGUACUGGUUUUGAGAAGGCAGAGCCCUCCGAUGGCCUUGUCCUCACCCCCGACUUCCAGCAGAACCCACAGCAGCUCCAUGACCCGUCCCUGAGCACCAUCUGCCAUUGUGGGAGCAUCGGGGUGCCCCACUCAGGGGUAGACAAGGCUCACCUGUUGGCAGAGGUGAUUGAGAACCCGGAGUGUGGCACAGAGCACUGCCACCCACACAGCCUCAGCUUUGCCCUCAGGGCUGCCGGCCCCCUGUGCCGGCUCUUGCAAGGAGCCCCAGAGAAGCUGAGCCCACCCAGGAGCUGUUGUGAGAACAACACCGAUGUGUGGGAUUUGGGGUGGGAGAAGCAGAGAGAUAUUUAG
This is a messenger RNA of Manis javanica (Malayan pangolin), 13038 nucleotides long. The record is from RefSeq and is a predicted model, not a curated record. NCBI's taxonomy places the organism in Eukaryota, Metazoa, Chordata, Mammalia, Pholidota, Manidae.